Molecule: messenger RNA, 3206 nt
Organism: Pseudogymnoascus verrucosus
Lineage: Eukaryota; Fungi; Ascomycota; Leotiomycetes; Thelebolales; Thelebolaceae
Exons: 4
Coding region: 459-2687 (742 amino acids)
Molecular function (GO): zinc ion binding; nucleic acid binding
Source: RefSeq, a predicted model, not a curated record
CCCUUUCUUUGCUCCAUUAGUCUUCACUUCAAUCCGUUCAUUUUCAUCACAGAUCCCUAUGAGUUGACAAUACCAAGCGUGCGGGAUGGAAGAGAUGCUUUUUUUGCUCGUCCUGGCUUGCUAGAACGACGACGGCUUAUCACAAGUUUUUAACCCUUUUCUACUUCUGGAGAGCCUCGAGGAUUUGAUUUUCUCUUCUCAAAAACCUCCCACGGGCACAUCUUGCCUGCAUUACUUUGCUUUUCUACCUGUAUCGAUUGAAGUGUAUUUAUUGUGUUCUGGUGCUUUGUUUUGGUCGAAUCAGGGUCAUCACAUGACAACGCUCAUACGUUCGCCAAACCCUGAAGUUUUUGACAUCGUCUGUCUUCGACAUUGAGGCAUUAAAGCCAUUCUUCUUUUCUAUCUCUUUGAGUCAGGCUGCUCAUUGAAGCGCUGCAUCAUAUCAGACUCGUAUCAAAAUGGCGGCUGAAGGCCCCCCAUCUACGGAUAUGGGUAGCCAACAGGCACCAGCGAAAGGAAAUGCCCCUACGUGUUACAAUUGUGGGGAUUCGGGGCAUUACUUUGAUGCAUGCCCAGAACCGGCUCGAAAGAUUCCAGUUGGACUAGCUGCUGCUCAAGCUGCCAAGGCCAACGCAGGGCCACAAAGCCACCAUGGAGGCUAUGGAGGCCAAGAUCAUAGAUCUAAGCGCCAGAAAACUGGAUCUGGCCCAGUGGUCACUAGAUAUCCAGUUCCAGGCCCAGUUGUGACCAAAUUUGGUCCCCCACCAAACCAGCACCCACCAUAUGGGGGACCUCAAGGUUACAACGGAAUGCCUCCCCAGCAAUUCCCCCAAGGCCAGUAUGGUCACCCACAGCAACAAUUUGCCCCGCAGAAUGGUUAUCCCCCAUACGGUUAUCAGGGGCCUCCCAUGCCUCAAGGAUACAAUCAAUACGGCCAUCAUCCACCUGCGCCAUACGGCCAAGGCUAUGGACCAAUGCCUCCACAAGGUCAAAGCUAUAGCUAUGGGCUACCAAGCGGCCCGUACUAUGGGCAACCAUACGGGUCACAAGUGCCAUAUGGGCCACCUGUUCCACAGCAGUACCCUCACCAAGCGCCGGUGCCAUAUCCUCCACAGCACUCUCAGGUUCCCUACCAGCAGCAGAAUAUGCAGCAACCGGCCGGCUACGGUCCACCGCAGCAUGCGGGGCCUUAUCAACCUGGACCAUAUCCUCAGGGUGGGCCCCACGCACCACCAAACCUUUAUAAUAUGCCGCCACAACAUCCACAAGCACAUGCCCAAGGGCAGCCACCUGUGCCCUACCAGUCCUUCCAGGGACAGGGUACACAGGGAUACAAUGAGAACAAUGGGCCUUACCCUAAUCAACAAUCCCAACAAGGGGUUCAAACUCCAGUUCCAAUUCAUGGCUCCCCGGCAGCGGGUGGCCCUUCAAACAAUAGUGAUCAAGGCAGUGCACAAGCAGGAAAAUCUUCUGGGCAACCUGAGUCUGCCCACGAUCGUCCCAUCGAUGAUGGGGCUGCCAUUAAAAACCAGCCUACGCAUUCAACUAACUGUGCAGAGAGUACGGAAGGCAGCCUUAGCCACGAUACGAUAGAUGAAUUCGACAUCGAUUGGGAAGACUCGGUGUUCAACGACCUGCUUACGGUGGUUGCUAUUGCGAUUUUAACUCCUCUAAGCACACAACUUGAUGAGGAGCCUUUGACCUCUGAUGCCAGCGAUGCUCCGAUAAAGAGCAAAUAUGUGCGCCCCGGAAACCUCGAGGUAUUCAUAUUGCCUAUACAGAAGUCGCUGCACUGGGCAAUCCUGCACACAGAUCCAGCUCUGGCAAAGAUUGAUGAAGCAUACCCUGCAGUGCCCUUCGAGAUGUGGGAAGAGUAUCGCGAGGAGCGAAAGAAGCGGAAGAUGCUUGAGGCCCGCCUGCGAGACAAUACAUGGGAUAAUCAAUUGCACGAGGACGUCCAAGUAGCCGCAGAUGAUCAAUCGAUGAGAGAAAGUUCCACUGAAUCUAUGGAUCGCCAAGAGAGCAACCGCUCCGGAGUCAGACAGUUCUCUGCUGGUUCUCAGCGAGAUUCAAGGUCCAGGUCCAGGACCCCGGGGUAUAGCCGUCGAGGCACUCCGACUCUUGAUGAUGAGGAUGAGCUGUGGGCUUCACGACCUGAUGAAGCACCGGUUGAGACGGUUGCAUACGUUGAUCCAGCCGAGGCAGUGCUUGCGUCACUUGGUGUGACGGGCGCUCCAAAGCCAGUUUCUGUGAAUACCGCAGUAUAUAAUGAUGGACAGAAGGAACCUUCCAGUCCACGGAGGCAGCAGAUGAGACAGGAUUCCGGGUAUGCCAGUGCCCGACCGUCCAUUGGCCGUCAAAGUUCAUGGAACAAUGGACCAGCCUUUCGACGACCAUCCAAGCCGACACGCCAUCGUUCGGGAUAUGACGGCUGCAUCGAUAGCCCAAUAUCUGAAGUUUCUAUGCGAAGCCAUAAUUCCGAGCGUGAUGUUAGCAAGCAAGGGUCAAAGAGCAUGAGCCCCGUAGAAAGCCCGUUGUCGCCAACAUCCGCGGCAUUGGUUGGUGAAGCUCCUGCUUCUAAUGAAGACCGUUAUCGAAGCAGGGAGCCUUUACGACAAAACGACGAUCAGUAUGUCAAGAAACGGCCACAGCCAAAGGUUGCUGAAGCAUACAGCCGCCGAUGGUAGAUUCCUACCUUUUGCGCAUCCGGCGAACGAUCGCGCCAUACUCGACUACACCUCCGUGGCUUAUUCACUUCUCUAAUUAUAGGUUAUUAUUUAUCGACACGACCGGACGACACAGCAUUGGGUUGGGACAAUGGAGUAUAUAUGUAGAACUUUUGGUGGUUUUUUCCUUUUCCUCAGGGCCCUUCGAACUUUUACGUCUUGUCAGGCCCACUCAAAACAUUCUCUUCUUUUUCCUCAAUCUCUCUCCCAGACAAGUGCGAGGGUUAGAACAAACUUAACGUUUUAAUGUGCAACUACUUCUUGGUCAUGGAAAUAUUUCUUCGUUCAAAUGAUAUUUUACUCGUGGGGCGGCGUUCGUGGGUUUCAUAGGGGCGGAUUGGGUCGUUGGAGGUGCUGGGGCAAAAUCAACGAUACUGUCAUGAGGAUCCAAUGGUCCGCAUUGUUAUUAGUGUAAGAACAGGGGUUUCGUUUUCGGUCUAUCAAAACAAGAUAAAACAAAUAAAAUUAGCACGUUUCCAG